AUGCCAGUCGAACGACCCUUCGAAGGCGAUUUCCUUUUCGUCAACCACAGUGCAAGUCAGAUGAAGGCCUCGCCCAACCGGCGGAAAGUCUUCUCCCACGUGCAGAGCAAAUAUCGCAACUGGAAACGGCAAGAAGAGAUGCGAGCUCUGCGGGCUUCGAUAAAGGCCCCCUUGUCCGACGCUCAGCCGUCGGUAAAAGCCAAGGAACCUGCUUCGAUAGAGGUGCCCGUGCUCGAUAGUAUCCAGCCAACAACAAAGGCGAAACCUACCAGAUAUGCGCAAGGUUCAGAAGCAGCAGGCUCUGAAGCUGAGAGCAGGCAACAAGCGCGUACAAAGAUCGCGAUUCACUCUCUCAUCAACGAGGAGGAGGAAGAGGAGUCCGAGCUACCUGAUCUCGCAACGUUAACGCACGAGAUGAAAACACCACCACUCCAACCACAAUCCAUCAUGACGAUUCUAGACAAAGGCAAUUCAGACCCUUUUGGUGCCUACGCCAUCGAAAUCACGCCCAGCGCCAACGGCAUGCUAAGCUUUCACCGCGACUUCGUCAUACCGACACUUUACCACACUACCAAGCACAAUUGGAUGACAAGCGCCAGUGCGUGGCGGGACUGGCGAGACUGCAUUGACGGGCUGGGCGACGGGGUCGACGGUCUUGGGGACGAAGGUGCUGGGUCGGGAUUUAUCGCAAGCUGCGCGACAGAGGCCGCCGUGGUAUCGAGAAAUCCCGCCAUCCAGAGGCAAGCCGUAUAUUACCGCACCAAAAGCAUGGCCGUGCUGCGAAAACGUCUCACCACUGCUGCCGGUGGCAAGGUUGUCCAUCGCGGACAGCUCUACUGGCAUAUCAAUCUCCUUCUGGGCGCGGACACACUGAGCGGCAACCGCGCCGGCACUGGGGCCCAUCUCACCAUAUUGCGGCAUUACUUUGAGCACGAUGGAGACAAGCUGGAUGUAAGCUUGCUGUUGUACGUGAUCUAUCACGACGUACACCGAUCCUCAAUGUUCCUUUGCAGACCCAUAUUCGACGUGGACGAAUGGCUCCCCAGGAGGCUGCAGCCGGUGGUUGACGCGGCGCAACCUUACCUACCAGACCUGUCUGGAGUAAAAGAUCGCUUUUUGGAUCGGUCAAUCGUCGACAAUCCAGGACUUCGCACGCUGUUCAUCGAGCGACGAGAGAGCCUCGCGGUCUGGCUGUUCCAAACCGGCUCCUCCGGCGAUGAGUCCGCCCGUCACUCGACCUCGCUGAUGGGCUGGUUGCUCGUCCGGGUGUACCUGCACCAGGGGCGGCUUGUGAACUUCUUCCUCGAGGCAAAGGCAAGGCAUCACGUUAACGCCAAUCCGCCUCAUCCUCAUCCUCCUUCUCCUCAUCCACAUCUUAUCCAUCCCACCUUGUGCCAGGGCUACAUCUCACUGGGCACGCUGCUAUACAUGCGCUCCAUCUCCUUCAACGCGACCGUGUGCGGUGUGCGGCUCUUCGACGCCACAUCCACCAUCCUGUCUAACAUGCGAGAAUUGCUCGAGCUGAGUGAGAGCAUGAACCCUAAUUCCCCCGAGUAUAAAAGAUACGAGAACCCGCGCUUGUGGGCACUGUACGUGGGGGCCAGCGCGGAAUGGUCUAUGGGCAUGAAGCCAGAGGAUACGGGUUGUUGGUUCAUGACGCAUUUCGCGACCAAGGCCGUGAACCUCGGAGUGGCGGCGUGGGAUGAAGUGAGGACGGUGCUGAGAGGCUUUCUGUACACGGACUUCUUGCAUCCCGAUGGAGAGGAGUGGUUCAGCAGGAUGCUGUCGAGCACGGCGAGGAAGAAAACUGAACUGGACGAGCCUGAUGUCACGUCCUGA
Molecule: messenger RNA, 1839 nt
Organism: Cladophialophora bantiana CBS 173.52
Lineage: Eukaryota; Fungi; Ascomycota; Eurotiomycetes; Chaetothyriales; Herpotrichiellaceae
Exons: 1
Coding region: 1-1839 (612 amino acids)
Source: RefSeq, a predicted model, not a curated record